This is a messenger RNA of Canis lupus familiaris (dog), 3483 nucleotides long. RefSeq names its product cationic amino acid transporter 3-like. The coding region runs from base 950 to 2842 and encodes 630 amino acids. Lineage: Eukaryota; Metazoa; Chordata; Mammalia; Carnivora; Canidae. Gene Ontology annotation, cellular component: plasma membrane. Gene Ontology annotation, molecular function: amino acid transmembrane transporter activity. The transcript has 4 exons. Gene Ontology annotation, biological process: transmembrane transport; amino acid transport. The record is from RefSeq and is a predicted model, not a curated record.
CAUAGCACAGCCCAGCCAAUAACGAAGUUAGGCCAGCCACCAAGAAGCAUAUCACAGUGGCCGGUCCUACUUGACUACUAGCCACCUCAGCAACCAGGAAAUACACACCAACCCCCACUGUGCAGCCCACACCCAGGGCCACUAAAUCCAGAGUGCUCAGGCUUCUACCAGAUUUAAACUCGUGGACUUUUUGUUCCAGCAGACGUCUGUGUACCAACUUUUCACCAAACUUGUGGAGUGCUUGAUGCAGCAUUCUAGCUGGAAUUGAAAAAGAUUCUAAGGUUCAGAGAGCUGUAGCAACCUCUGGGAGCCAAGAUUGUUAGAUCUGGUUCAGUGAGGCUGAACAGGACAUGUUGAGAAGGGCCCCAGGAGGCAGGUGUUUUGUGCUCUGGGGAGUCCCUUGUCCCUUCCACACCCGGGCCCCAAGCCUGGCUGCUUCCCAGAGCAGAAAGUUCAUGAGGGGCCCCACAGUAUGGUCAUAUGACUCUCUGCUGUUCACUCACCUGUUUUAUGACUUGAGUGUUCUGGCCCUACAGGCCUCCUUGUUAUUCCUGAAAGACAUCCAAGUACCACUUCACACCCAUCAGUAUGGCUGCUAUUCAAAAAACCAAAAAACAAAAACAAAAACAGGAUAUGGAGUGUUGGAGAGGAUGUGGAGGAAUUGGGAUGCUUCUGGUUACUGCACAUCCUCCAAGUAAUCACCUCCUUUGGAAGAGACUAUUUUCUGAUUACACUGAGAUUCACAGACCCAGGAAAUGUCCUCAGGAAAUGCACUUGGACAGAUGAUGGAAUUAUGAAGGGUCACCACAUACCAGAGGAAAUAUGAAGCAGCAGCUUUGAACACUGAGCAACCAAUUGAGGCAUCCCCAACCCAACUGGGCUUAAUGCAGCUUCACUGAACCUGAUCUGAGACUCACAGCUCCCCGGGAUUGCUACAACUCUAGCUAGAAUGCUGUGCCAGGCACUCCGAAGAUUUGGUAAAAAGCUGGUGCGCAAACAUCCACUGGAGCUACCUGUGGCUGAGACUGCCCCUGCUAGAAGCUUGAGCACUCUGGAUUUAGUGGUCCUGGGUGUGGGCAACACCCUGGGUGUAAGUGUAUAUAUUUUGGCUGGGGAGGUGGCUAGAGAUCAAGCAGGACCAUCUUUUGUGAUUUGCAUUUUGGUGGCUGGCCUAACUUCAGUGUUGGCUGGGCUGUGCUAUGGAGAGAUUAGUGCUCGGGUUCCGCAUUCUGGCUCUGCAUAUCUCUACAGCUAUGUCACUGUAGGUGAACUCUGGGCUUUCAUCACUGGCUGGUUCCUCAUCCUCACCACUUUUGCUCACAUAGGCAUUAGGAUCUGGGCCUGGACCUUAUUCUUUGACAAUCUUUUUGGGAACAAGUUCUCCCUGACCUUGCAGGAGACUUUUUUACCACAAGCUCCUGGUGUUUUUGUAGAAAUUCUAGGCUUCAUUAUUAUGUUCCUUCUAUUAUUGAUCAUGGAAUUGCUGACUCGGAACAUUAGGCAGCUUUCUCUGGUUACCAAAAUGCUCACUUUGGUGAAAGUAUUGGCACUUGGUUUUGUCAUCAUCUCUGGCUUCCUGAAGGGGGACCUGCACAACUGGAAGCUCACAGAAGACGACUACAUAAAGGCUGGACUCAAUGACACCUCUAGCUUGGGCCUUCUGGGCUCUGGAGGAUUUGUGCCUUUUGGCUUCCAGGGGAUUCUCCGUGGAUCAGCUACCUGUAUCUAUGCUUUUACAGGUUUCAACAUUAUUGUUACCAGGGUUGAAUUAGCCCAGAAUCCCAAGUGUUCAAUCCCCAAAAGCAUUAUGAUUUCCCUGUUCAUUUGCUUUUUGGUGUAUUUUGGUGUGUCAGUGGCACUUACACUUAUGGUGCCUUACUACCAACUUCAACCUGGGAGCGCCUUGCCUGAGGCAUUUCUCCAUAUUGGCUGGGCCCCUGCCUACCACUUUGUAAAUGUUGGAUUUUUCUGUAGUCUUUCUACCAAAGUCUUUGGCAACAUGUUCCCCAUACGUCAACAGGUAUACAUGAUGGCAAAGGAUGGCCUCCUAUUCCCUGUCCUUACCAGGAUCCAAACCGGCACAUAUAUGCCCAUUCUGGCUACCAUGAUCAUUUUCAUUGUUGCAACAAUAAUGGCAUUCUUCCUUGGAUUCACUGAUCUCUUGGACCUCAGGUCAAUUGGGGCUCUGUUAGUUUUCACUCUGCUGGCUUUUAUUGUUCUCAUCCUCAGGUAUCAGCCUGAAAGGAAGAAUGGGGGAAAAGAAGCAGAGGUUCUGGGAGAGAAUGAGGGAAAUGAAAUGCAGGUGCAGGAAGAGAAUGAGGGAAAUGAAGCACAGGUGCAAGAGGAGAAUGAGGGAAAUGAAGCACAGGUGCAGGAGGAGAGUGAGGGAAAUGAAGCAGAAGUGCAGGAGAAUAGACCUGCAGCUGAGAGUUUGACUCUGCAGGCACUAUUUUUUCCAGGCAAUCCCACCCCCACUGCACUCUCUGGCUGGGUUGUCUCUGUUUGCUCCUCACUGCUUGUUCUGCUGCUGACUCUUCUCUGUCUGGUGCUGGCCCGGUGGCCAGUUCUGCUUUCUGGAGACCCAGUGUGGAUCACAGUAGUUGUGCUGCUUCUGGUGCUCAUCACUGGGAUGACUGGGGUCAUCUGGAGGCAGCCACAGAGCUCCUCUCCCAUUCACUUUAAGGUACCUGGUCUGCCUCUCCUCCCGCUCCUGAGCAUCUUUUUGAAUAUUUACCUUAUGAUGCAGAUGACAGCUGGCACCUGGGCUCUAUUUGGUUCCUGGGUCCUGGUUGGAUUUGCUAUCUACUUUGGUUAUGGGAUCCGGCACAGCCAGAUUCCUUAAACCCACUUCACUUAGGGCAAAAACUAUAGAUCUUGAACUUAGCGGAGCCAAUACAUAUUUUGUUUGAUAUCAUCACACGAAUGCACUCUGGUUACCCUGCACAAUAAUGGGGAGUGCUCUUGAGCACAGAGAUAGCUAUGCCUCUCUUGGGAUGUUUGUAGAGGAACUCUAAUAGUGCUCUUUAUUUAUUGUGAAGAAUUUUUCUUUUCUCUCUUUCUCUCGUCUACUUUUCAGUUGUGUUUCUACUAUAUACUGGCUUUUAAAAAAGUUCUUAUUGAAAGAACUAUAGGGGGAUGCCUUGGUGGCUCAGCAGUUAAGAGUCUGCCUUUGGCUCAAGGUGUGAUCCUGGAAUCCCAGGAUCGAGUCCCACAUUGGGCUCCCUGCAUGGAAUCUGCUUCUCCCUCUUCCUGUGUCUCUGCCUCUCUCUCUCUGUGUCUCUCAUGAAUAAAUAAAUAAAAUCUUAUGAAAAUGAAAGUUCAGAAAGAGAUGUGGGUAGCUUAGUUUGUUCAGUGUACAAUUCUUGAUUUUGGCUCUAGUCUUUUUUUGUUUUGUUUUGUUUGUUUGUUUGUUUGGCUCCAGUCUUAAUCUCAGAAUCCUGAGAUUGAGACCCACGUCAGUCUCAAUAUCCAGUGUGGAGCCUG